Messenger RNA from Plasmodium berghei ANKA, 1194 nucleotides. Its product is annotated as clustered-asparagine-rich protein, putative. Lineage: Eukaryota; Apicomplexa; Aconoidasida; Haemosporida; Plasmodiidae. The transcript has a single exon. Gene Ontology annotation, molecular function: protein binding; RNA binding. The record is from RefSeq and is a predicted model, not a curated record. Bases 1 to 1194 code for a protein of 397 amino acids.
AUGAGUAGUGACAUAUUAAAUGCAACGAUCGAUGGGGUUCUAAAUACGAAACUUCAUAUUCAAAACAUCCCUCCACAUAUUACUGAUUCCCAUUUAAGAUCAGCAUUAGGAAACGCGGGUCAGAUUAAAGAUAUAUGCUAUUUUAAUAAAAACAAAAAACAGAUAAAUAAUAAUUUUGGUAAUAAUAAAAAGAUAUAUAACACAGCUUUGAUCACAUUUAAUACUCAUGAAGAAGCAUUAAAUGUUUUGAAAAAUAUAAAAAAUUUAAUUGACACAAGUUCUGAGGAAAGAAGCAUUGAAGCUAAGUUUGCCGUCCCAAAUCUUAAUAACAAUAUGAUUAAUAAAAAUAAUAUGAACGGAAAUAUGUCUAACAGUAAUAAUAAUUUCCAAAACAAUUUUAACAACGAAAAUUUUGGUAAUAACAAUAUGAAUAACUUUAAUUUUUAUAAUAACAAUUCACAAAAUAGCUUUAUGAACAGAAAUGUAAGAAAUAAAAAUACAAAUAAUAUAAUGAAUAUAAACAAUAUGAAUACAACGCAAAUGAAUAAUAUGCCUAUGAUAAAUCAAAAUAAUUUUAUGGUUAACAAUAACUAUAAAAAUAACAAAAAUAUGAACGAUAUGUUAGGAGAUGAUAAUAUAACCCCCAAAAGUGCUAAUAGUAAUAUUAAUAAUAGUGGUAAUAAUAGCCCAAUGUUCAGACAACAUAAUAAUAAUAAUAAUGUAAAUAUGCAUCAAGGUAAUGAUAGUGCAUUAGAUGAAUAUAAUGACAAUACAGAAGGAUUGAGCUUAUGGGAAAUAUAUAAAGAUAAAAAUAAUAACACAUUUUAUUAUAACAAUUUAACAAAACAUAGUCAAUGGAAUAAGCCAAUACAUCCAAAUAAACUUUUUCAACAUAAUAAUAAUGAAAAAACAAAACAGAAUGGGCCCAGUGGAAGUAACUUAUUUAUUUUUCAUAUUCCUAGUGAAUGGACUGAUUUAGAUUUAUUUCAACAUUUUUGUUGUUUUGGAAAUAUAAUUUCUUCAAAAAUUCAAAGAGAUAGUACAGGGAGAAAUUCAGGAUUUGGUUUUGUUAGUUACGAUAAUGUUAUGAGUGCACACCAUGCAAUUCAAUUUAUGAAUGGCUAUUUUGUUAAUAACAAAUAUUUGAAAGUUCAACUCAAAAAAGGAGAGGACGCAAAGGAAGUACAGGAUUAA